Triplophysa dalaica is the source of this 4714-nucleotide messenger RNA. It is a transcript of the gene rxfp1, whose product is annotated as relaxin family peptide receptor 1. The record is from RefSeq and is a predicted model, not a curated record. Gene Ontology annotation, biological process: G protein-coupled receptor signaling pathway. The transcript has 18 exons. Gene Ontology annotation, molecular function: protein binding; G protein-coupled receptor activity. The coding region runs from base 219 to 2489 and encodes 756 amino acids. NCBI's taxonomy places the organism in Eukaryota, Metazoa, Chordata, Actinopteri, Cypriniformes, Nemacheilidae. Gene Ontology annotation, cellular component: membrane.
CCGCCGCCUCGCGUCGCACUGUUGAUCUGGAUACGAUUAGACUCCUUGCAAUUCAAUGAGCACUCGGACCUCUCCAAAAGCUGGGUCAACUUUAUUUUCACUUUUCUUGCAACAAGGAAUUGCACAGCUCGUGCACGGUCGGGGAAAACAGCAAAGAGCUUUGAACUGCUGUCGGAUACCUCCAUUUGGAUCAACAUAUCACAUUCUCAAUCGCUGACAUGCAAGUUCACAUCGCCAGCAUCCUGAUGUGCGGGGUGUCAAUGGUCUUGACCAUGUUUAAUGUAUCAGAAGACCGGGCACACUGCCCACUGGGCUACUUCCCCUGUGGAAACCUCAGUACCUGCCUUCCUCAGCUGCUACACUGCAACGGUGUGGAUGACUGUGAGAAUCAAGCAGAUGAGGAGAAUUGUGGGGACAAUAACGGAUGGCCACAUCUCUUUGAUAACUAUUUUGGAAUACCCAGCAAUAACCUUGGGGCCAAGUCAAAUGCCUGCUUGCUUGGGAACGUCCCAGCUGAGUGCCAGUGCAGAGAUCUGGAGCUGGACUGUGAUGGUGCACAUUUCAAAGACGUACCCACUGUAUCAGUUAAUGUCACCAUGAUGUCUCUACAGAGGAACCGGUUGAGAAAGCUGAAUCCUGAUAUGUUCUUCAACUACCAGAGCCUUCAAAAGCUAUAUCUCCAGCACAACCGAAUUAAGGUGGUGCACCCCCCUGCUUUUAGAGGUCUCUACAAUCUUACGAGACUAUAUCUUAGCUAUAAUCGAAUCACCACUUUACUUCCUGGAGUGUUUCAGGACUUGCACAAAUUAGAAUGGCUGAUUCUGGAGAACAACAAUAUUCAACACAUCACAUCUUUGACCUUCUCUGGUUUGCAUUCACUCGUGCUGCUAGUCUUACUAAACAAUGCUCUCACAAAGCUUGAUGAUAUAUGCUUGGAGAUGCCACGAUUAAACUGGCUAGACAUUGAAGGAAAUAAGAUAGAAACCGUGGGAAAUGUUACCUUCAGGUCCUGUAAUAUGUUGACCGUGCUGGUCCUCCAGAGGAACCACAUUAGUUACAUCCACGAGCGAGCUUUCUCUCUUCUUCCAAAAUUGGGCGAGCUGGAUUUGUCCAGUAACAGAAUAGAAGUGAUUCCUCCUGAUCUUUUCAUCAGUCUUGGAGAUUUGCUUCAGCUGAAUAUUUCACACAAUCCCAUCUUGGACUUGAGAGUGGACCAUUUUCACAAGUUGCAUAAACUAAAGUCACUGAGCAUUGAAGGAAUUGAAAUUGGGAACAUCCACAGACAGAUGUUUGGGCCUCUCAGGAAUCUGACUCACAUCUAUUUUAAGAAGUUUCAGUAUUGUGGCUAUGCGCCUCACGUCCGCAGCUGCAAACCCAACACUGAUGGCAUCUCAUCUUUCGAGGACCUGUUGGCCAACAUCGUGCUGCGUGUCUUUGUCUGGGUUGUCUCGGCAACAACUUGCUUCGGCAACAUCUUUGUGAUCUGCAUGCGGUCCUACAUUCGCUCGGAGAACAAGCUUCACGCCAUGUGCAUCAUCUCCUUAUGCUGUGCAGAUGGUUUGAUGGGCGUCUACCUGUUCAUGAUCGGAGCGUAUGACCUGAAGUUUCGUGGCGAGUAUAACCGUCACGCCCAAGCCUGGAUGGAUAGCACAUCGUGCCAGGUGAUUGGCUCUCUAGCCAUGCUUUCCACUGAAGUCUCAGUGCUGCUCCUAACCUACCUCACCCUGGAGAAAUACAUCUGUAUCGUCUACCCGUUCCGUUACCUGACCCCGGGUCGCAGACGCACUGUGACUAUACUGGUGGCCAUCUGGAUUUUGGGCUUCAUCAUUGCCUUUCUGCCUCUGGUCUUGAAAGGGGUGUUCAGAAAUUUUUAUGGAACCAAUGGCGUAUGUUUCCCUUUGCAUUCAGAGCAGCCGGAAACACUCGGUGCACAAAUUUACUCCAUCGUCAUCUUUCUUGGUCUGAAUCUGGUGGCUUUUCUCAUUAUCGUGCUGUCUUAUGGAAGCAUGUUUUACAAUAUCCAGAGGACAGGAACACAGACGACCAAAUACAGCAACCACAUCAAGAAAGAGCUGACAAUUGCCAAACGCUUUUUCUCCAUCGUGAUCACUGAUUCGUUGUGCUGGAUUCCAAUUUUCAUCCUCAAGAUCCUGUCGCUAAUGGAGGUCGAAAUUCCCGGAACCAUCAGUUCGUGGGUUGUUAUCUUUAUUCUGCCCAUCAACAGCGCACUGAACCCCAUUUUGUACACGCUGACUACGCGGCCUUUUAAAGAGACGCUGCUGCAGGUGUGGUCCAACUACAGACAGCGAAGACCCCUCUUCAGCAGUCACCCCGUGCAUUUGCCUUCAUUCACAGGCCAGGAAAUGUGGCCGCUGCAGGAAAACAGUCAAUCACUCUGCUCACCCGACUACCUGCCCUACCCAUCUGAAAUGUCCAAUACCUCCGGGGCGAAGCAGUUACUGCCUGUGGAAGUGUCGAACGGCACGUGAGGUGGUCCGGUUGGAGUCCUGCAGUCCACUCCACCUCAUAGCCAGGGUUCAUGAUGACGAAGCAUACAAUUUUGUAUGUUUGUUGAUGUUUACAUGCAUGAACUUACUACAGGGAUCACAAAGACACACUGCAUAUAAGGAAUGCUUGCUUUUGUCCGUGUGGGGUUUAGGGAGUGGAGUGUUGAGAGAAAAGGACAAUAGAUAUAAAACAGACAGUGGCAAGAUGUUUGUAACAUCAGCUCACUCAGGACGAUUGAGUUCAUUCUGUUAUACAUUAAAGAUGGGGUAACAUGCUGGCUUCUCAUGCUUAACUCUUUCACCGCCAUUGAUGAGUUAUCUCGUCAAUUAAAAAAAAAACGCUUCUCCGCCAAAGAUGAGUUUUUACGGCAAUAAUUGGCAAUAAGUGAGACUCCGUUCUUUCAAUCUGACAUAUUGUUUGUCCAUAUAUUCUUUAGAGAAAAUUUACUGUGAGCCAUUAAAGUUGGGUGAAAAUGUUAAAAAACGCUGGUGUAGGCUGGCAACUAUUUUUUAAAAGGCUGGCGGCGAAUGAGUUAACAUGGUCAACUUGUUAAAAACCGUGUUGGACGUGUGACGUAGUAUUUCUGUGAUUGCUGCACUCCCCCAGCACUCCUACUUGUUUCGGAAAGUUUUUUAUAAGUCUGGAUCCUUGUUUCGUAACAGGGAUCCUAUUCCUUUUACUGGCCAUUCUCUGGAAAAGCAUGCCCAUGCGUCAUCCACUGUGCGAAAGACCAAGCGGUAGCGUGAGAGAAAGUCCACGCCUACUCUUCACGCCUAUCAAUGCCGCUUAACUCGGCUGACAAAAGAUUAGCUGUGUUUUUGUGCUCACUGCAUUUCGGUGAUGAAUGUUAUUUAAACGGUUGAUAUAACGCUGGUUUUGGAGAUCAUUUGAAACGAUCACGGAUAGAUGUCGCGGUCCCAGCACUAAAAGAUGCCGGACUUGAACCGCAUGCGGUAAGUCAAACUAAGUCAUAUGUCUGUGUUUUGUUGGCAAUCGGCGUGUACGUGCAUAAUGUAAACAACACGAAAGGAUAAUGCGAUGAUGUAUUGUGUGCUCGUGCAGCAGUUCUGUCCCCCUGCCUACCUCCAGCAGCUCGUCUUUCUCUGGAAAUAAUUCAUCAGGGGUUAAAGAGACCAACCACCAUCACAAUUACAUUGUGUAUUAAAAAGCCAUUGCAAAGGCUUUAUUUGCUUACAAACGUGUACACAGGGUCUUGAAUAGAAGACAUGACAAAUAAUCUGUUACUGUUAGUGUUAUUCAUUCUGUGAGACACAUUUCAAUGCUUUUUCCACAUUGUUGUAUUUUUUGACGUCAUGUCUUAGUGUUGAUACUAUUGUGCAACUUAUCUGUUUUUAAAAUGUGUCGUGUUUUUUCUUUGGUCGUAUUUUGCCUUCCUAAAAGAUGUAUGUAGCAUAUAUUGUAUAUUUAUCGUACAGAUAUACAAGUCUAUAUAUUGCGAUAUAUUGUAUAUUAUUAUUUUUAUUGAAAUUCCAGCCAAACUGUUUUGAAUAUUUACAGUGUGUCAUGUCCUGUGGUUCCUUAAAGCACCGUGCAGGCACUUAACAGAUGUUAUUGGAAUAGACAGUUUUGAUUUGUACUAGAAAUGUCAACUUUUAUUGUGAUACAGUCUCAUUAUCAGCCAGUCAUUUCCAUUGAUCAAAGCCAUGGGUGAAAGUGAUAACAGUGUUGAAUUAUCAUAAGGAAUAUGUCUGGAGAACCAACUUGUUUGCUUUUUUUUUUUAAAUGAAUCACUUGCAUGAUCAGUGAUUUUGUGCGUAGAAAUAUCUACUGUUUUUAGCUUAUUUUAGUAAAUCCCUUUGAAAAUUUCAGCCAGCCUGCAAACUCACUGGUAUAAAGAUUAUAGAAUCUUACCAAACAUGUUAAGAGCAAGUCUGACAUAUUCCACAAUACAUUAAAAGACGAUUACCGUCAUGCAGAAAUCUUAUUCUCAUUCUUAAGUAGCCUUCCGUUGUAUUGUUUUAUGGUGUAAUGUGACCUAGAUAAGUUUUUGUGAAAUUUGAUCCAACACUUAUUUGAUAAUAAUUAAAGACCUGUACAUGUUUGUUUGAUAUAAAUGUAUGAGGUACAAAGCUUUCAUGAUGAAUGACGUGGCUCUGAAAACAAACUUUGCCACUUAUUAUUGGUCAAAUCCAUUAGUGUUGCUCUCAAAGUUCUCCACCUAGAUGUGCUCCUCAGUUCUACUACA